ACGAGACACCUAGUCCGCCGCGAGAUCGGCGGCAGGCGAGCGCGGCCGGGGCACGACGCUCCAUGCGACCUCCGCUCGCGACAUGAGCGGCGCCCGCCCCCGCAGCGCGCCCCUGCUCCUGGCGCUCGCAGCCGCCUUUCUCCCGCAAGCCAACCAUGUCGCGGGCGCCGGUGGGGGUGGCAUGUUCGGUGAUGUCAAUAUAUCAGCCAUAUUGGAUUCCUUUAGUAUAAGUUAUGACAAAAGAGUAAGGCCUAACUAUGGAGGACCACCCGUGGAAGUGGGGGUCACCAUGUACGUGCUCUCCAUCAGCUCUCUAUCUGAAGUGAAAAUGGACUUCACGUUGGAUUUUUACUUCAGACAGUUUUGGACAGAUCCACGUCUGGCAUAUAAAAAACGACCUGGAGUGGAGACGUUAUCGGUGGGAUCCGAGUUCAUAAAAAACAUAUGGGUGCCAGACACAUUCUUUGUAAAUGAAAAGCAGUCAUAUUUCCACAUAGCAACCACUAGCAACGAAUUCAUACGUAUUCAUCAUUCAGGCUCUAUUACUAGAAGUAUCAGAUUAACUAUCACAGCAUCAUGUCCUAUGCAUCUACAAUAUUUUCCUAUGGACAGACAACUGUGUCAUAUAGAAAUUGAGAGUUUCGGCUACACCAUGCGGGACAUCCGAUACAAAUGGAACGAGGGCCCCAACUCGGUGGGCGUGUCGAGUGAAGUGUCGCUGCCGCAGUUCAAGGUCCUCGGACAUCGCCAGCGAGCCAUGGAGAUCUCCCUCACCACAGGAAAUUAUUCUCGGUUGGCAUGCGAGAUACAAUUUGUACGGUCCAUGGGAUACUACCUAAUCCAGAUAUACAUUCCGUCGGGUUUGAUCGUGAUCAUCUCGUGGGUGUCGUUCUGGCUGAACCGCAACGCCACGCCGGCGCGCGUGUCGCUCGGCGUCACCACCGUGCUCACCAUGACCACGCUCAUGUCCUCCACCAAUGCGGCGCUGCCUAAGAUCUCCUACGUCAAAUCCAUCGACGUUUACCUCGGCACCUGUUUCGUCAUGGUUUUCGCCAGUUUACUAGAAUACGCUACAGUAGGAUAUAUGGCAAAGAGAAUACAAAUGAGAAAACAAAGAUUCGUAGCCAUACAGAAAAUAGCGUCCGAAAAGAAACUGCCUGUUGAUUGCCCUCCAGUUGGUGAUCCACACACUCUCUCUAAAAUGGGGACGCUAGGGAGGUGUCCUCCGGGAAGAGCUUCGGUAAGCUGUUCGGAAGUAAGAUUCAAAGUACACGAUCCGAAAGCACAUUCAAAAGGCGGAACGUUAGAAAAUACUAUAAACGGGGGCAGGAGCGGAGCCGAAGAGGAGAACCCGGGGCCUCCGCCGCAUAUACUCCACCCCGGGAAGGAUAUAAGCAAACUGCUGGGCAUGACGCCUUCGGACAUCGACAAGUACUCGCGCAUCGUGUUCCCCGUGUGCUUCGUCUGCUUCAACCUCAUGUACUGGAUCAUCUAUCUGCACGUCUCCGACGUCGUGGCUGACGAUUUGGUUCUUCUGGAAGAGGAUAAAUAGAGGGGACGAUAUCGUUUAUCCACUUAUUUUUCCACUUUAAUCGCAUACAAUAAUAAUUUGAAACGAACCGCACUUAUUUUCGAAAUAAGUUUGAUGAAAAAUAGAACUAGAUGUAUUUAUUAACCGUACGACUUAGACACAAAAUUAGCUUACGACUUGUCGUAGACCUCGUCGAUGACAUAACUUAUUCCAAAAAAGAAUUUGUAGAUAUAACAGCACUAUCUAGUACCUAUAAUUAAUUAAAAAUAAUGAUAUUAAAAUGUACAUAAUGUGUCGAGGAUAUAUAAAAUAUGGACGUCUAAAACUAAGAUAAUAAAUCUCUUUUCUUGGAGUCUGAAGUAGUAACUAAACGACUGAACAUUUUAGAUAACAUGGACAAGACGUGUUUUAGUUUCCGUAGUGUGAAUGUCGCAUCCUCGGGUGUCGCAUUGCCGCGAGAAGACGCGCAGGCGUCGGCGCGGGCUAUGCCGGGCUACCAGUUCGAUUGUGAGACAGUUUCCUGGUGGUCAGACUCUGUACAUACUAGCUUGCCGUAUGAGUAGGUGUUUAUUAUAAGGCUUUAGAAAUAAAUAUCUUUACUAAAAAAAACCAGUAACUCAAUCAUGGACGUUCUUGGAACACAAUGUUGGUUCCACAUUUUCCAAUUUUCUUAUUAAGAUUUUGACACAGUGCAAUUUUUCGAAGUAAUUGGAAAAGUUCCUAAACUAAUAUUGAGUAGCAAAUGGUUGUAUGAAUUAAAACUAAAUCGUGAAAUUAAAGUUUCAAAUUAUUAUUAUUUUUGUGGUAAAAUGAGUGGUGUACAAUAUAAUGUAUGAAUAAAUCUGAUGCUCAAAUUUCUCCGCUUGAACAUAUUAAUUACUUAGUUGUAGUAGUUUUGUAGGUAAAAAACUUAGUUGUUUGUUUAUUCUUUGCUAUUUUCUACAUUGUUGUGAUAAUAAUAUUAGAUGUUUUCAGUUGGAAUGUAGUGCAAACCUAUCCGAUUUUAUCUAUUAAAUAUAUUUUAUUUCAUUUUAAUACGAAUUUGUAGCUACGUGUUGUAAUUUAUACCUAUGAUAAAUAUUUCAAAUCAGCAAUAGUUUAAGCUUCUCAUUGAAAAUGCAAGUCGUUUUUGACAUUGGAACUAAAUAACAAUUACAAACCGACAAUAGCUACACAAACUAUCGGAUGAUUAGUAAAAGCGUAAAUAAUGAUAAAGUGUAUUGUCACCUAAUAUUUAUAAUUGUUUAAAACAUACGAGUACCAUGUCAAAAGUCGACUGCACUUGCCAACGACUAACGCCGUUAGAUGAAGAUACAGGUAAUUUGUAAUUUGCUUGCAGUAAAUAAGUUCAUACAUAAUUACUUUAAUCAUUAUAGUUUGGCUCCAUCAGUGGUGUGCAUGCGCGAAGUUAGUAACGUUACUGUAGACCCUUCUGACUACUCCAGCAUGCGUACUCAACCUACCUCUACGCCUUUCACUUUUUUCAAACAUGAUAUGUUAUCCUUUGAAUAUUAGGCGAAACAUUUAUUCCGUUGAAGGAAUUGUUGAAAUUAUAAUACGAAUGAAUAAGAUUAAUAUAAUAGUUAUUACACGUUAAUUUUUAUAUUGACAUUGAAAUAUUUUAUAGUCUAAAGCCGUGAGAUAAUUGUUUUUGAAGAAAAGAGUUUUGCACUAAGGGAUGUUAAUUGAGUAUGAGUGUGUUGUUGCCCAUGUAAUUUGUCAAUAAGUUGUUAGUCUGAAACAGAAGAGUAAAUAUAACCACUUACGUCACCAAAUACUUGGUUACGAAAUAGACAUAUACUUGUCAAUACCAAUCAUUCCAUAACAUUACGUGACAUUCUGUGUAGCAGUGUAUUAUUUACCAACUAUUUAUUCGCUUCCUAGCAUGCCAAGUCUACGUGCGCUUAGUUAUGUUCCUCAAUGUUGUAGGUUAUUUUGAUUAAACAGCAAGGCAUUAGUUUUAAACAUGUUUUGGAUUCAUCGAAUUGUUCCCAUUGUUGCAUUUUUUUUCUUGUCAGAGGUAUUUUUACUUACCGAUGUUUCAAUUUUUAUUUAUUAAUUAUCUCCAUAGAAUAGGCGCACAGUAGUCUAUGCAAUGCUUUCCCCGAUUAGUUGAAAUCAGUGUAAGUAAUAUUUAGCUUGUACCUCUCGCUAAAAGUAAACUAUCGUUGCUGGAAGCAUUAGGUUGAGCAUUAGAAGUGUUGGUGGCGGGGAAGCCGAGUCGUGAUCGCGGCGGUCACGGCGCGCCGUGUCUCAGCCGCAGCGCGCCGCGCGCCGCGCGCGACGCUGCACGGCCGGCUUCCCUCCAACAACAUCUGCCGGUACCCUCGAAUAUCUGACAAGCAGGGCUCCUGUCAUCAGCUACGAAUUUGCGAGAUCGUGUUACACUUAACGGGUUCCAUUACAAGAAGUAUUAUUUUAUAUUAUAUAGCUGUUUAACUUUAACAACUGCAUAAAUUCAUAUCUAUACACCAUAUAAUAUGUAGCAAGUAACUGCCGUGUGAUCGAAAAGUAGGUAACAUUUUGAGUACAAUUGUUUUUCGAUUUUACACAUGAAGAAUAUGAAACGUUUACGGAACCCUUUAAAAUAAUCUCCGCGAGAAAGUGUAUAAUUUGAAAAUGCUAAUGUCACUUGAUUGUUUGAUGUUUACGUUGUUGUGGCGACGGCUCUCAGCGACCCGCUCGCCGUGGGGUGCCGAUCGCCGAGCGCACGCAUACGUGGAGACCUUUCAUUUAAUUGUGCGCUUCAAAGUUAGCUAGUGCCCGAUAUAUAUAACAAAACCAGAAAAUUGUAGAAACAAGAAGUAGCAUUGUACAUUUUAGUCGUCUACUAAUUAUAAAUAUAUUGUACUAAAUAGGUACGUUUUAGAUUAACUUUACUUAUAUUACAUGAAGUAUAUCAAAGGCACUCUGAUAAUAACGGCACCUCUUAAACUGUAUACUCACUUUUUAUUUAAAUGCAAACCGUUACUACAUUCUAAAUAACAAUACUUACAGAUAAUUGAUAGAUUAAGAUUUAGGUUCGCUGGUAGACGUUUGAAAGUAGGUACUAUGGCGUAGCCUCUGCUUCGUCUCUCCGAAACGAAAUUCUAAAAUAUUUGUCUAGUGAUUAGAUAUAAGUACGAGACAAAUAGUUGUAAGGAAAUGUAUCGUAGAUAUUAUUAUAUACAUAAAAACUUAUAUUAUAUACAAGAGUCACAUCCACGUUAAUACGCCACAGAUAAGGUAAAAUAAUGUAAAUCGAUGGUAGCCGUCCGUCGCCGUAGUCGGGGCGGAGGUUCCGGCCGCUGCGCGCUGGUAGCCGCUUGACUAGGCGCAGUGUGCAGCCUCACACGACACGAUGCAGAGUACAAGGGCAUUCUCCCGACAACUAGACACCUUUACUCUAGUUAUUGUACCUAUACUCUAUCCAAGUUCUAAAACAAUAAUCUACCAAGGAAUACUUGCCUAAACGUAACACAUACCUAUUGUGCAAUAUGCUAGUCAGUCAGUCGGAUAGUAAUAAGUAGGUAAACCAAUGGAUGAUAUUUUAGCAUUAUCACGACGUCGUAUGUAGGUACCUUAUAUAAUAUGAAUUGCUCAGAAAAUAAAUAGGAACACUUUGCCUCAUGUAUUUACUAAAUGAAGUGUAUAAUAUAACUCCGUGUAUAAAACUAAAACAUAGAUAACCUAAGCUCAUUGAAAAGUAUAUUUUGAUGUUAAUAACAAGAUUUUUUGAGAUUGUUCAUUUAACUAUGUAUUUGGAAAAAUAUAUUUACUGCAUAGAAUUCACUUAGGAUAUCCUGCGUUCAUUUGGGGAGUGACUGCUUAAAUGAUAUUUGUUAUUUAACUAAUAUGUUAUACUUAUAAGUUUCGUCUUAUAUCCUUUUUUUAAUAAGUAAAUGAACGCUAGGUAAUUUAAUUAAUUAACGUGUACAGUUUGCCGGUCUGCCCGAGAGGAUAGUUUAUGUGCUCAAUACGUGACGCUAGUCAAGUCAAUUUUUUAGGCUAUUGAACGAAUAAACUAUUGGUGUACACGAUAAAAAAGGGGCGACAAUAACAAAGUUAGCACUCCUCAAGUACCAGAAGUACAAAUGUUCGUGCUAGAGUCAGCCGCCUAACCGUGCCGAGCACUUCCGAGCCACCGCGUGGCGCGCCAAGUCUGAAGGGCCGGCGAGCAUGGUUGGGUGCCGGACUGUAUGAGUCUAAUUCAACGUUUCCUUCACAAGCUGAUUUAUUAAGUACGCUUCAAAAGAUAUAUCAAUAUUUUCUAAAGGGUAUUAUUAAAAGUUAAGCGAUUACUUGAUAUAUUUAAGUAAUUUUAUAUCAGUUUUGAUGGAAAAUUCAAUAGACGAAAUAGUAAAAACAAUGAAUAGUAACAAUGGUUCUAGAAAAUAGUAGAAAUCGGAAUGAAUGCUCUCGGAUGAACUUUGAAGUUUUUUUGUAUAAGUAAUUAUUUUGUGUGACUAAAAAUAAAACUCCGAUAUUGAUGGGAUUGAUUGUACUCGUGGAAUAAAUGGGAUUAUGUAGGUAAGCUGACAGUAAUGUUGCCUUUAGCGUAGGUAUCCGAAUACUAUCAACACAAGGCUAAGAUACCGAAUGAGGAACAUUCGCAACAUGCGUGGGCGUAUUUCAUUGCCAUUACCUACAUAGCAUAUUAUUAUAAUAAUAAAAUACCUAAAUUUGUUUACGCUUCUUAACAUACUUAUUAAUCAAUUUCAAUCAUCCGUAUUGUACCAACUUCCCAUUGCUGUUAUUUUCUAGCCCAUUUGCAGCUUGUAGAUGACACAUCUACUAAACAAAUAGGUUUAAUAUUAUACGAACCAAUGAUUUGAUCCUGCAAGUAAUAAAGCAAUAAAUAAUUCCGGCACCGCUAGGCCACAUGUACGGUCACGGUCUUUGAUCGGUGAUCCACGAUUAGCUCAUUUUAUACUGGACAUGUCAUAGCUUAAGUAUGAAAUAACAAAUUUAUUGUGGCCUCUAAAUGGUUGAACAAUUAAAGUCCUUGAGUGUUCUUAUACUGCGACACAAUGACCAUUGUGAUUAAUUAGAAAUAACCUAGCAGUCUAUUUCUAGAUUCAGAUGGUCUAGGGGUGCAGGUGUAUUAAGGGCGACUGAAAUGAUAGAAAUAAUUAGUCUCCAUUGCAACAUAAAUUCUAAGUA
Messenger RNA from Leguminivora glycinivorella, 6673 nucleotides. It is a transcript of the gene Rdl, whose product is annotated as gamma-aminobutyric acid receptor subunit beta. Gene Ontology annotation, cellular component: membrane; synapse; neuron projection. Gene Ontology annotation, molecular function: chloride channel activity; extracellular ligand-gated monoatomic ion channel activity; neurotransmitter receptor activity. The record is from RefSeq and is a predicted model, not a curated record. Gene Ontology annotation, biological process: signal transduction; regulation of membrane potential; chloride transmembrane transport. The transcript is spliced from 10 exons. The coding region runs from base 83 to 1552 and encodes 489 amino acids. NCBI's taxonomy places the organism in Eukaryota, Metazoa, Arthropoda, Insecta, Lepidoptera, Tortricidae.